AUGGGGAAGAAAAAUAAUGAAGUCCCUCCAACAAUUCUGUUUUUCCUCUCCCCUUCAGAAACUACCUAGGGGGAAGUGGUGGCAGGAAAUCAUUCCACAGUGACUGAGUUCAUCCUCGCUGGGCUAACAGAGCAGCCACAACUCCAGCUGCCCCUUUUCUUCCUCUUCCUGGGCAUCUAUGUGGUCACGGUGCUGGGGAACCUGGGCAUGAUCACACUGAUUGGGCUCAGCUCUCACCUGCACACCCCCAUGUACUAUUUCCUCAGCAGCUUGUCCUUUAUUGACCUCUGUCAUUCCACUGUCGUUACCCCCAAAAUGCUGGUGAACUUUGUGACAGAGAAGAACAUCAUCUCCUACCCUGAAUGCAUGACUCAGCUCUACUUCUUCCUCUUUUUUGCCAUCUCAGAGUGUCACAUGUUGGCUGCAAUGGCAUAUGAUCGCUAUGUUGCCAUCUGUAGCCCCUUGCUUUACAAUGUCAUCAUGUCCCAUCAGGCCUGUUUCUCCCUGAUUUGGGGAGUGUAUAUGAUAGGUCUGGUGUGUGCAUUCUCUCACACAGGCUGCAUGUUUAGGGUGCAUUUCUGCAAAUUAGAUGUGAUCAACCAUUAUUUCUGUGACCUUCUUUCCCUCUUAAAACUCUCCUGCUCUAGUACAUAUGUCAGUGAAUUACUGAUUCUAAUCUUUAGUGCAAUUAAUAUCCUAGCCCCCAGCUUGACCAUCUUCAGCUCCUACACCUUCAUCAUUUACAGCAUCCUCUGCAUUCACUCCACUGAGGGCAGGUCCAAAGCCUUCAGCACAUGCAGCUCCCACAUGUUGGCAGUUGUGGUCUUUUACGGACCUGCUGCAUUCAUGUACCUGCAGCCACCAUCAGUCAGUUCCAUGGACCAAGGGAAAGUGUCCUCUGUGUUUUAUACUAUCGUUGUGCCCAUGCUCAAUCCCCUGAUCUACAGCCUACGGAAUAAAGAUGUCAGUGUUGCCUUGAAGAAAAUGCUAGAGAGAAGAAAU
Hippopotamus amphibius kiboko is the source of this 1002-nucleotide messenger RNA. Its product is annotated as olfactory receptor 8G1-like. Gene Ontology annotation, cellular component: membrane. Gene Ontology annotation, biological process: sensory perception of smell; G protein-coupled receptor signaling pathway. The record is from RefSeq and is a predicted model, not a curated record. NCBI's taxonomy places the organism in Eukaryota, Metazoa, Chordata, Mammalia, Artiodactyla, Hippopotamidae. Gene Ontology annotation, molecular function: olfactory receptor activity; odorant binding; G protein-coupled receptor activity.